Messenger RNA from Panthera uncia (snow leopard), 3734 nucleotides. Its product is annotated as complement C5-like. The transcript has 22 exons. Gene Ontology annotation, cellular component: extracellular region. The coding region runs from base 1163 to 3496 and encodes 777 amino acids. Lineage: Eukaryota; Metazoa; Chordata; Mammalia; Carnivora; Felidae. Gene Ontology annotation, molecular function: endopeptidase inhibitor activity. The record is from RefSeq and is a predicted model, not a curated record.
GAGCUUUCCUGCUGCAGUCGCCGACUAGCCCAUCUCCCUUCCCUGGGGCGAAGCCGCAGCUGCCUCACGCCAGACCUCGGACACGCUCCUGGUGGGCUGAGCCGGAGGCCGACCUGAGAGGCCGACUUAACGCAGUCGCCGUGCAACCGCCCUUUCGGUGCUGGCCGCAGCUUCUCCUGGCGCGGCCUAUUUCUGAGGCGAGGGCUCUCCUUCAGGGACCAGUCAGGGAGCGAGACGGGCCCGGGAAACCGGGCAGCGAACGGUCUCGUGCGCUGUGCAGAAUAUUCCUCCGGUUGGGGACCGAGAAGCAAAAGCAAGCAGCCUCUGAGGAGACGUGGGUUAGGGCUUUCCUGAAAGUGCUACGUUUCACCACAUGCAUUCAGCAUUCAUUUAAGUAGAAUUUGGCGGAUAUUGUGAAUUAGGAAACAUUCUCAAGAACACCUUCCUCCCCCCCAGCCUCCCACUCCCCUGCUCGUACCUCGAACCGUGUCACCAACAGAGGCUGCACCGUCUCCAGAAAUCUCCAGAGCAGUCACUACCUCUCUUUUACCGUAAUCUUCGAAUCUUGUCUGCGCAAAAGACCAACAUCCCGGCAUAAUCUUUAACUUCGUUAUGACCUCCUCCCCCCCCACCCCCACCCAUCCCUAGUUCUUAGGCAUUUGCUCACAGAUUCUUCCUUCCUCAGAGUUCAUGGUCCAUCUUUGUAACACUUUUAGAAAUUUCCCCCAUCUGUGCCUCGUUUCCUCCUCCACGAAAUGGGAUAAUCACACCUGCUUCCUACAGUUUUCCUGAAAAUUACACAAGUUAAUGCCCGUGAAAGAACUUAGAAAAGUGCCUGUUCCACAAGAAUUGGAUUUAUCGCGUAACCUCACUGCUAUGCCUCACAGUCUGCAACGAUAUUCAGGCAAUGUAAAGAAAUGUAAAAGUGUGAAUGAAGCAGAUUAAGGUUAUUAAUAUGAAAAGAUUUGAUGACAUGAGGUGAAAACAAAAUCAGCCACCACAUAUACCUGCUUAAAAAAUUUCAAGAUAAAUACAGUGGGCGCCCCCCCCCCCAUCAGCUGUUUUACUUUUUGUGGUUUGAGUUAACCAUGGUGAACCAUGGUGUCCAGAAGCAGAUGAUCAUUCUUCUGAUGUAUCAUCAGGUCAAUAGUUGUCUAACACUAUGUCAUGUGUUUGCGUCAUUCACCUCACUUCAUCCCGUCACAUAGGCAUUUUAUCAUCUCACAUCAUUACAAGGAGAAGGAUACAACCAAAAGAUUUAUCUGGAGGACCAAAUGCAGUUUCAUAUGUAUAUUUAGAAGUUGUAUGUGAUCAUUUUUCAAAAGCAACAAAAAUUCCACUCCGCUAUGACAAUGGAUUUAUCCUCAUUCAGACAGACAAAUCUGUUUACAAUUCACAUGAGUCAGUAAAAGUUAGAAUUUAUUCAUUGGACGAAGACCUAAAGCCAUCACAAAGAGAAGUUACCAUAACUUUUAUAGAUCCAGCAGGGUCAGAAGUUGCCAUGGUAGGAGAAAAAAAUUAUACUGGAAUUAUCACUUUUCCUGACUUCAAGAUUCCAUUUAAUCCUAAAUACGGUUCAUGGACAAUUAAAGCUAAAUACAAAGAGGACUUCACAACAACAGCAGUUGCAAUGUUUGAAGUUAAAAGCCAUGAUUUACAUUCAGUGAAACCACACUUCUUUAUCUUAGUAGAACCAGAAAAUUACUUCAUUAGCCAUAAAAAUUUUGAGGACUUCAAGAUUACUAUAAAAGCUAGAUAUUCUUAUAAUGAGAAUGUAACAGAGGCUAAAGUUUCUGUCUUUUUUGGGAUAAGAGAAGAUUUACAUGGGAGUGGAAAAGAAAUGAUGCAUGAAGCAACACAGAAGACAGAGCUGAUUGAUGGAGUUGCACAAAUUAAUUUUAAUACUUCAAGGGCAAUUAAGAAACUGUCAUAUAAAAGUCUAGAAGAUUUAAAUAACAAGUAUCUUAAUAUUUUUGUGGAAGUACAAGAAAGUACAGGUACAUUCUUCCAAGAAACCAAAAUGACUGAUAUCAAAUACGUCCUCUUACCUUACACACUGGAUUUGGUUGCUACUCCUCUUUUCCUGAAGCCUGGAAUUCAAUACUGCAUCAAGGUACAGGUGAAGGAUGCCUCUACCCAUUUCGUAGGAGGGAUUGCGGUAAUCUUGAAAGCAAAAACAGUUGGUAAAACUCAGGAGAAGAGAGAACUGGAUCCAAUAAAAAGCACAACAAAUUACAAUGAUGGAGUAGCUUCAUUUGUGGUUAACAUUCCCUCUGAUGUGACAACGCUGGAGUUUAAUGUCAGAACUGAUGAUCCAGACAUUCCAGAAGAAUAUCAGGCCAGCAAUGACUAUCAAGCUGUGGCCUACUCAUCACAUAGCCAAAGUUUCCUUUCCCUUAGCUGGACAGACAGUCACAAGAGUUUGCUUGUGGGAGAACAUCUGAGCAUAACUAUUACCCCUAAAAGUCCAUAUGUUGACAAGAUUACACACUACAAUUACUUGAUUUCAUCUAAGGGCAAAAUCAUACACUUUGGCACAGAGAAGAAACUCCCAGGUUCAUCUUACCAGCUUUUAAACCUUUCUGUGACUCAGCACAUGGUUCCUACAGCCCGUCUCCUGGUAUAUUACAUUGUCACAGGACAGCAGAUAACAGAAUUAGUAUCUGACUCAGUCUGUCUAAAUAUUGAAGAAAAAUGUAGCAACCAGCUUCAGAUCUAUCUGUCUCCAAAUAAAGAUAUAUAUUCUCCAGGCGAAACUGUAUCUCUCACUAUGGAAACUCAGUCAGAAUCGUGGGUAGCGUUAUCAUCAGUGAGCCGUGCUAUAAAUAGCAUCCAAGAAAGAAGCAAAAAUAACAUGGAAAGAAUACUGCAAUCUUUUGAUAAAACUGGCCAGGACUGUGGAGGAAGUGGUGGCAGGAAUAAUGCUGAAGUGUUUGACUUAGCAGGACUCACUGUCCUCACCAAUGCAAAUGGAGAUGACUCCCAACAAGAUGGUGGAUUGUUGGAGAAAAUUCCCAGAUCAAGAAGAGAAUUAAAAGAGAAAAUAGAAAGUCUAGCAUCCACGUUCAAACACCCAUUGAUCCAGAAGUGCUGUUAUGACGGAGCCUUUAAAAGCGAGGAGAGCUGUGAGCAGAGAGCUGCAAAGAUUACCCUUGGCCCACGUUGUUCCAGAGCUUUCUCUCAGUGUUGUGAGCUGGCAAAUAAACUGCGGGAGGACACGUCUUACAUCCAUGUAAUGAUUGGAAGGCAUGAGCCAUCAAGCAGGUACCCAAUAAUGUUUGAAAGAAGCAUUUUUUUAGAAAACGGGUUAUGGGAAGUACAUCAUGUCUCUAAAAGGAAUCAGAUAGAGUUGACGCUACCUGAUUCUCUACCUACCUGGGAAAUUCAAGGUGUUGGCAUCUCAAAUCAAGGUCUGUGCGUUGCUGAUGUGCUGCAGCUCCAGGUGCACAAAGACAGUUUCCUGGUCAGAGACAACAAUAUGGCGAUCGUCAAUUAAGAGGGACAGUUUCCCACACCAAAGUUCCUAAGCAACCCUCAUCCUACAAACAAUGGCUGGAGUUCCAGCAGCCAACAUGGACCAUGAGGUAACACUGAAGAUGGAAGCUAGGUGAUAGCAUGGUGGAACAAAAAAAUAACGGCCCCUGCCUCUGAGGACAUAUGGAAAUGCCAUUGCAGCCUUGGACUUCUGUUAUGUGAGAGAGAAAUAAACAUAUACCUCAUUUGGGCAACAGUGA